GUAGCGGGAUCAUUAGUGUGACAUUUUUUCAAUUUUGAAGACCAAAACAAAACCUAAUUCUCUUUCGUUGCGCACACUGUGUACAAACUAGCAACCUCCUCUCCUCUCCGGCAACUUUCUCCGCCGUAUUUGUACCCUCUGUCGCCGCAGCCUUCACCUGCGGCCACCCACUCCCUCUUCCCUCAUCUCGUUAGCAUCUUUUUGCUUUCAAUAAAUGGAAACCAAAUCCUCUACAAGCCUAGUUGACCAAUCAGUGUUUCCCGGAGAUGUUGUUCUUGACCUAUCUAACAUGACAAACCACACAAUUAAACUUGGAGGUGGUCUACGACAGGACUGUGAUGUGAUUUCUGUAAUGAAAGCUGGCACACUAAGGUUCUCAAAGCCUAAUAAAUACUGGGUUGAAAAUUCUCAAAAGAGGUAUGUGCCACAUGCAGAGGAUUCUGUUCUUGGAAUUGUUGUAGACUCCAGAUCAGAUAACUUUCUUGUGGACAUAAAAGGACCAGCUAUAGCAUUUUUACCGGUGCUUGCAUUUGAAGGAGGAACAAGAAGAAAUAUACCUAAAUUUGAGAUAGGUACUUUGCUUUACGUGCGGGUUGUAAAAGCAAACCCUGGAAUGAAUCCAGAGCUGUCAUGCACUGAUGCCAGUGGGAAAGCAGCAGAAUUUGGUGCUCUAAAAGAUGGCUAUAUGUUUGAGUGUACAACCGGUCUCUCAAGGAUGCUUCUCAGCUCACCCACAUGUCCAGUACUUGAUGCUUUAGGGAAGAAACUGUCCUUUGAGAUAGCAGUUGGCUUAAAUGGACGUGUUUGGGUCAAUGCAGCAUCUCCACCCACGACUAUUAUCGUAGCUAAUGCGAUUAUGAACUCAGAGACAUUGAGUGGUGCUCAGCAGAGAAUUAUGGUUGAAAAGCUGCUGCAGAAAAUCCAGUGAUCAUAAUCAUACGAGUAUGAUUUUAACCCUUCUAGCUUCGAUUGACUAUUAUAAUAGCCCCUUGUGAAUUGUGAUUUCAAUUUCAUAGCACAAUACUUGUUCUUGCAAGUGUCAUAUAUACCACUUCCAACUCAUGAAGUGCGUACUUUUUAUGUGCUACCAAAUACCAAUGCUUCUGAAGGGCGAGCACUCUCCACUAGACUACCACAACUAGCUAAAGUGGAAAAAGGUUAUCAAAACCUUCAUGUUUAAUGUGACUUAAUAUUUAUGAUAAGAAUUCAAAAGUUCUUUGUUACUAGGAGUUUAAUUUUCUGUUAUAUCAUUUUUUUUUUCUCCACAAAAUACAACAAAGUCUAUUAGGUUACUACAUGGAUUGCACAACGUCGUUGUUGGUCUUGCAAAAUAUAUGAUAGAAAAUCAGUUCUUGGCUUUGUUAUUCAUA
This is a messenger RNA of Cajanus cajan (pigeon pea), 1370 nucleotides long. RefSeq lists its product as uncharacterized. Gene Ontology annotation, biological process: nuclear polyadenylation-dependent rRNA catabolic process; nuclear-transcribed mRNA catabolic process, deadenylation-dependent decay; TRAMP-dependent tRNA surveillance pathway. Gene Ontology annotation, molecular function: RNA binding. Gene Ontology annotation, cellular component: cytoplasmic exosome (RNase complex); nuclear exosome (RNase complex). The record is from RefSeq and is a predicted model, not a curated record. Lineage: Eukaryota; Viridiplantae; Streptophyta; Magnoliopsida; Fabales; Fabaceae.